AACCACUGCAAUGGCUACUACAACACUUCCUCAUUGUUGUUCUCUGUUGCUUCUACUUCUAAUUCUUCCUCUCCUUCCCACUGUUUUCAGUGCCUACCCCAAAGAUGACUGUGAUAAAAUGCCGAUAUUACCUUUUGUUGCACGGCCAGGAAUUGGUCCAUUUAUCAAGUCCCCUUUAGGUGAAUUUGCCUUUGGAUUCCAUCCUCUUGAAAGUAGUGAGAAAGAGAAUCAAUUUUUGCUUGCAGUUUGGUUUAAUAAAACAAAAGAUCCAACUAUAGUUUGGUCUGCAAAUGGCAAUAAACCAGCACCAGAAGGUUCAGAACUGAAGCUGGUGCGCAACAAAGAGUUUGUUCUCAAUGACCCUGAUCAAGACAGUGAGUUAUGGAAGCCUCAAAUGAAUGGCUCUUCCAAAUCCAGAUGCUUUGUUAUGCUGGAUAAUGGGAACUUGGUGAUUUUAGAUGAACAGUAUAAUUCUAUAUGGGAAAGCUUCAAUAAGCCUACUGAUACAAUUUUGCCUGGCCAAAUACUAAACAUGAAUACCACACUCAGGUCUCACCAAUCUGAGACUAAUUAUUCUGAUGGGCGCUUUGAGGUUUCGUUACAGCUGGAUGGCAAUUUCGUGCUUUAUUAUUUAUUGUCUGAAAAAAUUAGAAGACCUUAUUUUGCCACUAUGACACUGCAAUGGAUAUCAGUGUUGAACUUUACCGAGGAUGGACGCAUGUACAUCCUAGACGCAAACAACUCCACCAACAUCUACGGCCUUGCUGAGAAAAAUCCAGGCUCAAAAGAAUCUUUCUACCACAUGGCUAGAAUUGAUCCUGAUGGAGGAUUCAGAAUAUACAGAUUCCCCAGGAAGGAGAACCCCACAAGUGAUGGACUUGAGAGCUGUUCUUCUUCAUCCUGGAAUGAAGUGCAAAGCAUUCCUGAUGAUAUAUGUGGCAGAUUUGAUGCUAAUACUUUUGUAGGUGGGUUUUGUGGACUCAACGGCAUUUGUCAAACUUUAGGUGGUUCAAGUGGGGUGGCUCAAUUUUCUUACUUAGACCCAUCCAACUAUUGGGGAGGGUGUAAACCAAAUUUUCCAUUACCCAGCUGCGACAAUGGAUGGGAAGCAAAUAAAGGGCAUGUAACGCUUGAACCGCUUUCAUAUGUGGACUGGCCGUUUUCGGAUUAUAGCUUUCUUGAAGGGGUUAAUGAGACAGAGUGUAAACAACAAUGCCUUGACGAUUGCAUGUGUGCUGUGACCAUUUAUGAAAAAACAGGUGAUUUUUGUUGGAAGAAGAAGUAUCCUCUGUCCAAUGGAAGAUAUAGCAUAAAUAUUACGAGAAAAGCUUUCAUCAAGGUACUUAUAGACCCUGGUUCAGAGAAGAAAGGCCAGUCUACGGUAGUUGUUUUGGCACUACUCCUUGGCAGCUCUGCAUUUCUCAAUAUCCUUUUCUUCUCAGCUAGUAUAGUGGCUAUUAUCUACUUGUACCACAAAAGACGGAAUUCACGAUGGAAUAUUGAUAGCACACUUGCAACAAAUGUGAGAAGCUAUACAUAUAAAGAGCUGGAAGAAGCAACUAGAGGCUUCAAGCAAAUAGUGGGAAAAGGUGCUUUUGGAACGGUUUACAAAGGGGUCCUUGCAUCAGAUUCUAAAAGAUUUGUCGCAGUCAAGAAGUUAGGUAAGGUGGUAGAGGAAGGUGAGAAGGAAUUCAAAACAGAAGUUAGCGUGAUCGGUCAGACUCAUCACAAGAAUUUAGUCCGUUUGCUCGGUUAUUGUGAUGAGGGGCAGAACCGGCUUCUAGUAUAUGAGUACAUGAGUAAUGGCUCUUUAGCUAGCUUUCUCUUUGGGAUAUCCAGGCCUCAUUGGAACCAAAGGGUGCAAAUUACUUUUGGAAUAGCAAGAGGUUUAAUGUACUUACAUGAAGAGUGCAGUACUCAGAUUAUCCACUGCGACAUAAAACCUCAAAACAUACUCCUAGAUGAGUACUAUACACCAAGAAUUGCUGAUUUUGGAUUAGCAAAGCUUUUGUUGGCCGAGCAAACUCGAGCAGCUCGGACAGGAAUAAGAGGGACAAUUGGGUACUUUGCACCUGAAUGGUUUAGGAAAGCAUCUAUUUCAGUUGAGGUUGAUGUGUACAGUUUUGGUGUGAUGUUACUAGAGAUUAUUUGUUGCAAGUCUAGUGUCGCAUUUGCACUGGGAGAAGAGGAGGCAUUGAUAGAUUGGGCUUAUGAAUGCUACAAAGAUAAAAAAUUAGAUAAGUUGAUAGAAAAUGAUGAAGAGGCAAGAAAUGAUAUGAAGAGGCUAGAAAGGCUUGUGAUUGUAGCAAUUUGGUGUAUUCAAGAAGAUCCUUCACUGAGGCCCUCAAUGAAAAAGGUCACACAAAUGCUUGAGGGAGUGAUUGAAGUUUCCGUUCCCCCAAGCCGUUCAUUGUUUACUUCUUCUCCGCCUUCAUUCAAAAAAUAGGUCAUCUUGAGUUUUCAUUGCCCAUAGUUGUGACCAUUUGCAACGUUUGGUGAAAUACCUUUUCUUAUUUGUAUUAUGGUAUCAGAAUUUGGCCAAUAGUGGUUGGUUUCCUGUCUCUUGCAUUGCGGUUUGUUUUCUACUAUAAGGCUCUCAUGUGUAUUAUCCUUUGGUGUAUUUCACCUUCUUAGUUGUAACUUGUAAGCUUGGAUUCCUUGUUCAAAAUGAUUUUGUUUUAUUGGUUUAUAUAAUCAUUUUUUGCGUGAUUGUUGUCGGA
Messenger RNA from Quercus robur (English oak), 2720 nucleotides. RefSeq names its product G-type lectin S-receptor-like serine/threonine-protein kinase LECRK3. Bases 11 to 2446 code for a protein of 811 amino acids. The transcript has 2 exons. Lineage: Eukaryota; Viridiplantae; Streptophyta; Magnoliopsida; Fagales; Fagaceae. The record is from RefSeq and is a predicted model, not a curated record. Gene Ontology annotation, biological process: protein phosphorylation. Gene Ontology annotation, molecular function: ATP binding; protein serine/threonine kinase activity.